Thecamonas trahens ATCC 50062 is the source of this 2043-nucleotide messenger RNA. RefSeq lists its product as uncharacterized. The transcript has 2 exons. NCBI's taxonomy places the organism in Eukaryota, Apusomonadida, Apusomonadidae. Gene Ontology annotation, molecular function: double-stranded DNA binding. Gene Ontology annotation, biological process: mitotic sister chromatid cohesion; maintenance of mitotic sister chromatid cohesion. Gene Ontology annotation, cellular component: SMC loading complex; chromatin. Bases 1 to 2043 code for a protein of 680 amino acids. The record is from RefSeq and is a predicted model, not a curated record.
AUGAUCAACGCGUCGUUCCUUGCCGAAGCGGCGUAUGCCUCGGGGAGCGUGGCGGUGGCGGUGAGGGCUCUCGAGGCGGUCUUUGUCCGCAGCGACGGCCGCAGCAGCGGGGCACUGGGGAGCAGCGGCUUUGACGAGGAAGAGGUCAUGGCGGGAAGCGGGGGUGGUGGCGGAGGAGGCGGCGGAGCGGGGCCCAGCGAGCUGGCGGCCGAGGUCAAGCUGGCGACGCACCUGCGGCUGGCGCAGAUGCUGUACGCGGCGACGAGCAACCGGAAGGAGGCGCGAUGGCACCUGGAGCAGGCACGGGUGGUGGUGGGCUACCUGGCCGGGGCGGCCGAGGCCAAGUACGAGGUGUACGCUCUGCUGGCGCGGGUGUACCUGCUCGGGGCCGAGGCCGGCGCGGCGGCGCUGGCCCGGUGCCAGGUGACCGACGGCCUGGCGGCGGCCGAGGUGGCGCUGGCCGGGACCGGAUGGGGCGAGUUCCUGGCUGGCCUGCGGAGCGGUGAGGAUGUUGUGCCGCCGAGGGGCGGUGCGCCGCCUCCCGAGCUCCACGUCCGGUGGUGGCUGGCGCUGGCGAGUCUCGGGGUACGGAUCGAGUUUGAGGCCGGGCUGGUGGAGGCCGGCAAGACGCUUGCUGACGCAGCACUGGCCGGCGUGGCUGCGCUGCGUGAGGUGAGCAGCAACGGACGCGGGGGGAGGCUGAUGGUGGCCAAGCACGUCUUUGACCUCUGCCUCGUCCACGCCCUCAUCUCGCAGUGCAAGGAGGAGGCGUGCGCGCCCAUUCUGGAGAAGGUGGUGGCCGAGACCGCGGGCGCGGGCGAGGGCGGCGAGGCGCCGGCGCUUGCCGCGGGCAUCCUGCAGAUCCGAGUUCAUGCGCUCAUUCUACAGUCUGUGACGUUGCUGCGCAAGGGGGUGCACGUCGAUGCCAAGGGCGUGCAGAUUGCGCUUGGGCAUGCAGCCGAGGCGCUGGCGGCGGCGCCCGGACGGCUGGAGUCGCCGGUGGGCAUGCCGUGGAUGGAGGGCGGCGAAGUGUUUGCGCUUGUUGAGCUGCUGAGGUGCCAGCUCUACCGCGGGACCGACAUGAGCGUGGCGGCUGCGGCACUAGAGGCCGGGCGCGGGCAGGUCCGCGCGCUGCGGGCUGCGCUGGAGGCCGGCGAGGCGCGGUGCGUGCCCGGCGCCGAGGUCCCACUGGCGCUCCGGCGGCUGCUAGUCAUUGAGCUUUGCUUUUUCGAGAUCGAGUUCCAGCUCUGUCUCAACUCGUUCAAGGUCAAAGAGGCGCUGCUGACGCUGCACGCGCUCUUUGCCCACUGCGAGACGGCGCCGUCGUUCCUCCGAGUCUACCGCGGGCUUCUCCACGCGUGGCUCGGCGACUUUUGCGUUGCCGCCGGCGAGCUCGACGCUGCCGCCAAGCAGUACGCGCUGGCGCUAGAAGCCGCCGCGCAUGAUCCGCGGGUGGCCAUGUACGCCCAGCUCGGACGAGUCAAGGUCCUCCUCUACCAGGCCGCGCCGCAGGAGGCGCUGGUUGAGCUUGAGGCCAUCUUUGAGUCGCACCUCCGCCGCGCCCCGCACUACGAGACCUUUGUGGCCGAGUACGCUCUCCUCCGGGCCCAGAUCGAGACACACUUGCCCAAGGUCACCCUCACCGCCCUCAACUCGGUCAUCGACCUCUUGGAGGCCUCACUGGCCAAAGUCUCGCAGCGCCUGCUCGACGCCUUUAUGGAGACCCAGAUCCACUCGGUCCUCGGCUCGUGCUACUGGCUCAAGAAGGAUACCGAGAAGGCUUCGGCGUACCUGCUUGGCUCGCUCUACUCGGCCCAGUCGUCGCUGCUCAUCGACGCCAACAACCUGGCCCUCCUUGCCAUCACUGACGACGGCGGCGCCGGCGAGUCGAGCAAGUACGCCGAGCAAAAGGCGCUCAUCGACGACAAGAUCGCCUCGCUCCGCACAAAGGUCUCCAAGUCGUCGUACUUUCGCCUCACCUCGUGGGACGGCUCCAUCCCUGGCACCGCGCCCGAGCCGAUGCGUCUCGAGUCGCGCUGGUAG